GCCGGGAGCGCGCUGCGCUGGUUCACCACCGUGGUCCUGUACGCCGCCUUCCUGGGGCUGGGAAUGAGUAUCUCCAUCCUAGGACCCACAUUUCAAGAUCUGGCAACAAAUGUGAACCAAAAUAUCAGCAGUCUUUCUCUAAUUUUUGUGGGCCGUGCCUUCGGAUAUUUGAGUGGCUCUGUGAUUGGUGGAAUACUUUUUGACAUUAUGAAUAACUUUCUGCUUUUGGGGGUGUCGACACUGGCUACCACAGUAGGUCUUUACCUUGUUCCGUUUUGCAAGACAGCUGUAUUACUGAUCGUCAUGAUGUCUGUCUUUGGUGUUUCAGCUGGCAUUUUGGAUACAGGUGGUAAUGUGCUUAUCUUGGCUCUCUGGGGAGACAAAGGAGCCCCCCAUAUGCAGGCCUUACACUUCAGUUUUGCCUUGGGUGCCUUUUUGGCGCCCCUGCUCGCUAAAUUGGCAUUGGGUACGACAGAGCCUGCUGGGAACCGCACGGAGCCCGACCCUCUCCACCCUGCCCUCAACCAGUCACCUGAGGCAGACUCGGGACCUGUGUUUGGAGUCCCUGAGGACAUGAAUUUGCUGUGGGCUUAUGCUGUCAUCGGGACUUACAUUUUCAUAGUUUCUUCCUUUCUGUUUGUGCUGUUUUUCAAGAAAAGCUCAAGGUGGGAAAAAGCAAAAAUGUCUGCUAGGACAUCUCGAAGGGCGAAAUACCACCGCGCCCUUCUCUGCCUCCUUUUUCUGUUCUUCUUUUUUUAUGUUGGCGCCGAGGUCACCUAUGGCUCUUAUGUGUUCUCGUUUGCCACGACCCACGUGGGCAUGGAAGAGAGCGAGGCGGCCGGGCUGAACUCCAUCUUCUGGGCCACGUUCGCAGCCUGCAGGGGCCUGGCCAUCAUUUUUGCGACGUGUUUACAGCCCAGCACCAUGAUUGUGUUGAGCAACGUUGGCAGCCUGGCUUCGUCUUUCUUCCUGGUGCUUUUUGACAAGAGCCCGGUUUGCCUCUGGGUUGCAACGUCGGUGUAUGGGGCGUCGAUGGCAACCACGUUUCCCAGCGGCGUGUCCUGGAUCGAGCAGUACACGACCAUCCACGGGAAGUCAGCAGCCUUCUUUGUAGUUGGCGGCACCUUGGGAGAAAUGGCUAUUCCUGCGUUAAUUGGAAUUCUUCAAGGAAGAUACCCUGACCUGCCCGUCAUUCUGUAUACAUGUUUGGGGUCGGCAGUAUUCACUGCUGUUUUGUUUCCUGUGAUGUAUAAAUUAGCCACCUGGCCUCUUGCUCACCAGCACAAAGCAAACAGAAAGAGCGAGGACCAGAGAGCUUUGCUGUCUAACCCUAGUAUAAAUGAUUAUGAGGAAGAGGAUGGAGACGAAGAUGCAGAAGAAUGGAAUGAGAUGGAUUUUGAAGUGGUUGACAUGCAGGAUCCAUUGAGGCCCUCUGUGACAGAGCCAUCUAGAAAUCCUCUGAUGGCGCCCACCUUGGAAGUGUCUGACCAGUUUCUUGCUAAUGCGGUGGUGUAGGAGUGCUCUCUGCGCCAGACUGGCAGUUCCUUUGGGGAGCACUCGCCAGAGACCAGGGCAGAGGGGACCAGCACUAAGAGGAGAGGGCUCCUUUAUUGGCGCCCUUGGUGAUCACCACUUGAAGGGGCCAGGCAGAGCUGAGCAUCGCAGGUUGUCAGCCUGCUUUGGGCAGCAACAGUUCUAGGUCCCUUCAUAGCAAAGGCCAGCAAGUGUUGAAAUGUUCGCUGCUCCCUGAUUCUUCCCUACGUAGCCCAGGGGUCUCCCACAGCAGGAGCUGUAUGAGGCUAGUGUUUGGCAUGUGACCGACCAGGCAAUAUUUUCUGGUCUUCACCCCUUCAGAGCAUGCAAAGAAGUCGCUUGUUUUGAGAAGCUGGGUAAUGUUCUGUGGGACAAAAUCCUUAGAAGUGGAGUUGAUUUGCUGAACAAGUUAGCAGGCAUCAAAAUAGUGCCAGGGAAGCUGGGGAAAGUAAAUGGCCAGUUUUUAUCAAUUACUCACUUGGCCUUAUCUAGGCUGAGUCAAAGAAUGCUAAUGACUCUUGUGUGUUUUGCUUUCCAAGAACAGAACACAGCGCGGGGCUUUCAGUUCAUCUCCUGGACUUUGAGAUUCUAGAAAUGAAAAGGAGGAUUUUCACAUUAGGAAUCCAUCAAUUUUAACAUUUAUGUAAGGUGUCUUCUAAUAAUUAGGAUGAGGCUACUUCAAAACUUUUGGAAGUGGAAUUACAAGAGUCAUUUAUUUUGGUGCAAAAACUUUUGAAGCUCACGCAUAGCAUUUUCAUAACACUGUUUCCAUGAACUCUGUGAAGACCUCUCAUGUAAGUACCUGUCCUUCAUUUCAAAUGAGAAGUGAAACAAAAUUAUAAAUAGCUUUAAGAAAGUAGUACUGAUUAUGAAUACUUGUCAAAGUAAUAUACUUAAUGUUUAAUACAUUAUUUGGUUAUUUGAAGAAUAUUUUUCUUAGUACUGCAUUUCACCGAUUCCAGACACAUUUUUCUGUACUUACCAUCUCUGCAAUCAAGAUAUAUCUUCCCAUCAGUGGUCAUUUAACAUUGGCAGUGUUUAUCUCACAGUCCUUUUCGUGUACCUGUAUAAUAUAGAGUUGCAUUUUGUAAUUGGUGUCUUAGAUUCAGUGAGCUCUAGUACUUCAUUCAGUUAUGGAGAUGACACUAUUUUUACAGACAUUUUUAAAAGAAAAGGCAUUUUUCUAGGCUAAUUUCCUGGUUCAUAUGGGACUUGGAGAAACCAUUGUGAGUCUAACCCAGGAUUCAGAGCCACUCCAUCAGGAGUUGGCUGUGGAUGGGGUGUUUUGAGGUCCUUUGCUUACCUCAGUAACAGGGGCUGGUGCAGGCCUCGCUUUUGCAAGAUGUAGGCCACAUGGCUUUGGUUGGUGACCGCCUAGUGCACACAGGGUCCUGUGCGAGGAGCACAGUCUUCUCCAGAGACUGGAGUACUUGUGUUGCUCAUCCAGGGCCCUUGCUUCCUGAGUUUGAGAUAGCUGGGAAGCCACAGUGAAAACUGGCAGAGGGCUGUUGGCCUGGGAGUCAGGGACGAGCAGGGCCCUGCCCAGGAGUGUGGCGGAACUGCUGCGGCUGCCCUUUGACAAAGCGUAGAAGGAUGACAGGUUCUGUGUACAUCUCCCCACAUCUUAUGCUGAGUGACCUCACAUAUCUGCCUUGCACUGUUGCUUUCUCUUAUGUGUGGUCUACACAUUUGCAUUUGUCCUGUCUUGUGUGCAGUACAGCACCUUUCAUGACCAUUUCCUGCCUGUCCAUCUGCCUGCGUCUGUUUGGGUUCGUGUUCAUCACCAACGACUUCGCAGAGGGCUGGUGGAGGCACUGACAUCCCCAGGCCCUGCCGUUUCUGUUCCGUACUCUUCCCUCUGUCUGACCCGGCAGUGACCGCUCAGUCCCAGGCCGUUUCUCAGGCUGGGGGGUUAGGCGGUAGCAGCUGUUCGGCAGCGGAGGGCUCAGAUGGCACUGGGCACGCAGCACCUACUUCUAGAGGCUGGAUACGGGGCUCAAGGAGGGGGUGGGUAAUGGGAGCCUGGCAGGCAGUUUGGAAUGCCUCGUUAGAACGGCCGCGGGGGUUCCUCAGCCCCACGUGAGCAUGCCAGAUGAGAUCGAAGGCUUGGUUACAGUGUGAUCAUGUACCUCCAUUUCGGAAGAAAACAAAAUUCAGUAUUCCAAGGACCGGCAUUCAUCCUGGCCAUCAGUUCUUAGGGGUCUGCUGCUACGCUAGAAAUCGGUGCCCGGUUUUCUGUUGCUGAGUAACCUAACCCAUCAGCAUACAUGUCGCAGCUUAAAUACGAAGACAUGUCUUAUCGCUCGGUUCGUGAGGGUUGGGAAUCUGGGAGCUCUCUGGAUCCUCAGCUCGUGGUCUCCAGGCCUGCAGUCACUUCCGACAGUGCUGCCUUCUCUGGAGCUGAGGCUCCUCUUCCAGGGCUGUGUGUGUACGUUUCUAUACGUAUGUACCACAUGAAGCCUCGGAUACUGUGUGUUUGAUGUUCUGCCAUAAUGUGGCAGUGAGAAGCUGUGGAGGUGAUAAGCAAGGGAUACAGAAAAUGUCCGGAUACAAGUACAGGUGUUUUAAAAUCUUUU
This is a messenger RNA of Lepus europaeus (European hare), 4109 nucleotides long. RefSeq names its product major facilitator superfamily domain containing 4B (gene SLC60A2). The transcript is spliced from 4 exons. NCBI's taxonomy places the organism in Eukaryota, Metazoa, Chordata, Mammalia, Lagomorpha, Leporidae. The record is from RefSeq and is a predicted model, not a curated record. Bases 64 to 1515 code for a protein of 483 amino acids.